AACAUUGAAAAGUGUCUUAGGAGUUGGUAAGACAACAAAAACUGCCCACCCCUACCAACCCAUUACCAUCAUCGUUCAACCAACCAACUAACCUCAUCGCAUUUCAUUUGUCACCAACCAUCCCAUUUUUCUCUUAUUCAAAUCCUCUCUCAUCUCUUCCUUUUCGCUGGCAAUUAACUCACGAGGGCUGCACAUCGACAAUGGGUGGGGAGCGGAACAAGGUCUUCUCUUUGGCCGAGGUCUCUCAGCACAACAAUGCCAAAGACUGUUGGCUUGUCAUUCAUGGCAAGGUUUAUAAUGUGACAAAGUUCUUGGAGGACCACCCUGGAGGGGAUGAGGUCCUGUUGUCUUCCACAGGGAAAGAUGCAACCAAUGAUUUUGAGGAUAUUGGUCACAGCACCAGCGCCGUAGCCAUGAUGGAUGAGUUCUAUGUUGGAGACAUUGAUACAUCAACCAUCCCCAGCAAGGUUAAGUACACUCCUCCAAAACAACCUCACUAUAACCAGGACAAGAUGCCGGAGUUCAUCAUCAGGAUCCUCCAGUUUCUAGUUCCCUUGUUUAUCUUGGGUUUGGCAGUUGGUAUUCGUUUCUACACCAAAUCAACAUAAUCAUUUAACUGCAAGAGCACAUGAAUAUAGGCAUUUGCAAUAUUGUGUUGGUGUUGAAAGACCCCCCAGUUUGUUUUAUCUUUUUUGUGCUGCAAUGACGAGGGGUUGCUAGGAUAUGCCAUAUGAAUUGUGCUUGUUUCCCUUUUCGGUGUAAUUUGGUGUUAAAUAUCAGAUUGCCUUUCUCUGUCACUGAUUUGCUAAAGGAGCAAUUUUGGUGAUUCUAAAUAAACUAAUAAACUUGUGGUCCUAAUGGAAGUAAGAAUCUUCUUAUCUCUCGUUUUAGUCAUAA
This is a messenger RNA of Glycine soja, 897 nucleotides long. RefSeq names its product cytochrome b5, seed isoform-like. Lineage: Eukaryota; Viridiplantae; Streptophyta; Magnoliopsida; Fabales; Fabaceae. Bases 201 to 608 code for a protein of 135 amino acids. The record is from RefSeq and is a predicted model, not a curated record. The transcript is spliced from 3 exons. Gene Ontology annotation, molecular function: heme binding. Gene Ontology annotation, cellular component: membrane; endoplasmic reticulum.